ACAUUAUAAUAAAGAUUAAAGAUUUCCCCAAUUUUUUUUAGAUGGAGAUGAUUUAGCAUCACUUGUUUCGAAGAUCAAUUGAUAAAGAUUCUUGAAACACACGAUUUUUCUUUUUUAUUUUCCCCUUUUCCUAUUCUUUUAUGGUUUGAUUUUUAUCGGGGUUGAAUUAUUAAAAAGGCAGUCGCAUUAGGGUUACCUAUUUUUUCUUCCCUCUGUAUGCGAUAGGAGAUUUGUUUUGGUUUGAAAGCGGCGAUCUUUGUUGAUUUCUCCAUCUGGGUCGUUAAUUUAUCUGCAGAUCAGGCCUCGAUUUUUCUGUGUUAAUUGUGUGGAAAUAAGUUGUGAAUUUUGGUGCUAGUUCAAGUGAAGUUCGUUCAUCAUGCUGCUGCAAUGAUGCUUGAAUGUGGUUUUUAAAGUGGAUGAUAAGUGGAUUUUGUGAGAGAUAAGUAAAUUUGGAUAAGUUUCCUGCCCUUCUCGAGUAAAAACCAGUGAUUUGGAUAUGUUCCACACCCAAGGAGCUCUGAAACACACUUGCAAUCUUCUCGCGGUCUUGUGUUCGGAACCAGCAGAGAGCAAGCGGAAUCAAGAUGUUUCGGAGGAGAAGAGGAGGUUCCCCUUCCCUGAAAUUGCAUCUUCAGGACGUUUAGAGGUCCAAACGCUGAAGAAUCCGACACCAGAUGAGUUCCGCAAAUCUCUUGAUUCGUUGCAGCCGAAUCUUGUUUACUUGCAAGGGAAACAGUUGGAAAAUGAGGAAGUUGGGUCAUUCUCUUUGGGAGGGGUAGAGCUGUCCUCUCCCGAGGCUGUUUCCGGACUUUUUAGCUCCACAAUUCCGACUACUGUUUAUUUGGAGGUUCCAGAUGGUGAAAAGUUGGCCAAGUCUCUUCAUUCGAAGGGUAUUCCUUACGUAAUAUACUGGAAGAACUCAUUUUCAUGCUAUGCGGCUAGCCAUUUUCGUAAUGCUCUAUUAUCUGUAAUACAAAGCUCAUCGUGUCAUACAUGGGAUGCUUUCCAACUAGCCGAUGCCUCAUUUCGGCUUUACUGUCUUCGAAAUAAUUGUGUCCUCCCUGACGGCGAGAAAGUCGAUGAUGAGGUGGGCCCUAAUCUUUUUGGGGAACCUCCUAGGAUCACUGUCGACGUUCCCGAGAUUGAGGAUGCUGGGGAAGAUGAAGAAAGCACGUCUGGCUCCCUUCCUGCAAUAAAGAUAUACGACGAUGAUGUGAACAUGAGAUUCCUCAUCUGUGGAGUGGCUAGUUCCUUGGAUUCUCGUUUGUUGAGUCCGUUGGAGGAUGGUUUGAAUGCCCUCCUCAGUAUCGAAAUGCGAGGGAGCAAACUUCACAAUCGGGUUAGUGCUCUACCUCCACCCCUCCAAGCUGGCACGUUUUCUCGGGGUGUAGUGACAAUGCGAUGUGAUUUAUCAACCAGUAGUUCAGCCCACAUUUCUCUUUUGGUAUCGGGAAGUGCUCAAACAUGCUUUGAUGAUCAGCUGUUGGAGAAUCAUAUAAAGAGUGAAAUCAUUGACAAAAGCGAGCUGGUCCACGCACCGCCAAAUUCUGAUGAAAACAAGCCGCCCACAUCCGAACCUCGAAGGUCUGUCUCAGUAGCGUGUGGAGCAGCAGUAUUCGAAGUCUGUAUGAAGGUCCCGAGUUGGGCUUCACAGGUUUUGAGGCAACUAGCACCUGAUAUUUCGUACCGUAAUUUUGUGGCCCUCGGAAUCGCCAGCAUCCAGGGAUUGGCUGUAGCUUCAUUCGAGAAAGAAGAUGCAGAACGUCUGCUGUUUUUCUGUUCAAUGCAGGGGAAGAAUGGAUUCUCGAAUAAUCUAAAAAUCAGCAGCCCUCCAUCCUGGUUAAGGCCACCUCCUCCUAGUCGAAAGAGGCCUUCAAUUUGCCAGGAAAUUACCACCAGCGGUUUAAACGGUUUAGCUGCAGGAAGCCGGACCUACAUUAAAAAAGAAGAGAACGAACUUAUGCCAUCGAACGGAGUCAGUUUGCCAAGUAUGACCCAUAGACGAAGAAUCAAGAUAGCUGCCUUAAGACCCAUCCCUCACGUUCGUCACCAAAAGAUGCUUCCGUUUUCUAGAAUUUCGGUGGCAGAUGGGCACGAUGGAGGCCCUGUGAAGGCUAACUUGCCUCCUCCUCCGGCAAAACAUAAUGCUGGGAUAACUCCACCCUCCCAUCGGAAAUCAAGUUCGGCUUCAUUAGCUAAGCAGGUCAUAUCCUUAAAUCCUCUCCCUCUAAAGAAGCAUGGUUGUGGGAGAAGCCCGUUGCACGUGUGCUCCGAGGAGGAAUUUCUCAAGGAUGUGAUGCAAUUCCUCAUCCUUCGAGGGCAUAAUCGUCUCAUCCCUCAAGGGGGCCUUGCCGAGUUCCCAGAUGCCAUACUAAAUGCAAAGCGUCUCGAUCUAUUUAACCUCUACCGGGAAGUUGUCACACGAGGGGGUUUUCACGUCGGAAACGGCAUUAACUGGAAAGGACAGGUUUUUUCAAAGAUGCGCAAUCACACGGUUACCAACAGAAUGACCGGCGUGGGAAAUACGCUCAAAAGGCACUAUGAAACUUACCUUCUAGAAUACGAAUUGGCUCACGAUGAUGUCGAUGGCGAGUGCUGCUUAUUAUGCCGCAGUAGCGCGCCCGGAGACUGGGUCAACUGCGGUUUGUGCGGGGAGUGGGCCCAUUUUGGCUGCGACCGACGGCCCGGUUUGGGGGCCUUCAAAGAUUAUGCCAAGACAGAUGGGCUGGAAUACAUAUGCCCACAAUGCAGUGUUACUAGUUACAAGAAAAAGAUGAAAUCAGGAAAUGGAUAUUCUUGAGUUUUUCAUAAUUCUUUAUGGCCCCUCAUAUUUUGGGUUAUUACAUUUUGACGCUAUUUAGUGUGGAGGAAAGGUAUUCUUUUUCCCCUCAUUUUACGGAGGAGGCGAGAGGCGAAAUAUUGAAUACAUAUGGGGAGGAAAAUGUAAUUUGUGGAAGAAUUGUAGGUGGUAGGAAAUGUCCCAAAAGAGGGAUUUGUUGGGGCUAAUUGGAUAUAAUAGCCAAAUUAGUUGCUUAAUGUGUAAUUAUAUGGUAUCUGAGGCAAGACAUUUUGUAGCUCUUGUAGUUUUUAUGAAAAAUGUCACUUGAUAGA
Salvia hispanica is the source of this 3111-nucleotide messenger RNA. Its product is annotated as AT-rich interactive domain-containing protein 4-like. The record is from RefSeq and is a predicted model, not a curated record. Gene Ontology annotation, molecular function: DNA binding. NCBI's taxonomy places the organism in Eukaryota, Viridiplantae, Streptophyta, Magnoliopsida, Lamiales, Lamiaceae.